Camelus dromedarius (Arabian camel) is the source of this 3925-nucleotide messenger RNA. RefSeq names its product ankyrin repeat and sterile alpha motif domain containing 1B (gene ANKS1B). The transcript is spliced from 27 exons. The record is from RefSeq and is a predicted model, not a curated record. Lineage: Eukaryota; Metazoa; Chordata; Mammalia; Artiodactyla; Camelidae. Gene Ontology annotation, biological process: ephrin receptor signaling pathway. Gene Ontology annotation, molecular function: ephrin receptor binding. The coding region runs from base 68 to 3925 and encodes 1285 amino acids. Gene Ontology annotation, cellular component: cytosol.
AGUAGGGGUGGGCGCGGAGGAGGACCCGAAGGGGCAAAGGACUCUGUGAGGGAGUCGGUGAGAGACCAUGGGGAAGGACCAGGAGCUGUUGGAAGCUGCUCGAACUGGAAAUGUGGCUUUGGUGGAGAAACUCCUGUCUGGCAGGAAAGGAGGGAUCCUGGGCGGUGGAUCCGGACCCUUGCCCCUGUCCAAUCUGCUAAGCAUCUGGCGAGGCCCCAAUGUGAACUGCACAGACAGUUCGGGUUACACUGCUUUACACCAUGCGGCCUUAAAUGGACAUAAGGACAUAGUUCUCAAACUGCUUCAAUAUGAGGCAUCAACAAAUGUAGCAGACAAUAAAGGUUAUUUUCCUAUUCACCUGGCUGCCUGGAAGGGAGAUGUGGAAAUUGUGAAGAUUCUUAUUCAUCAUGGACCAUCACAUUCCAGAGUCAAUGAACAGAACAAUGAAAAUGAAACUGCCCUACACUGUGCAGCUCAGUAUGGGCACUCAGAAGUUGUUGCUGUUCUCCUAGAAGAGCUCACUGACCCUACCAUCAGGAACAGCAAGCUGGAAACUCCUUUGGACCUGGCAGCUCUCUAUGGACGGCUUAGAGUGGUCAAAAUGAUCAUCAGUGCGCAUCCUAACUUAAUGAGCUGCAACACUCGAAAGCAUACACCACUACACCUCGCUGCACGCAACGGUCAUAAAGCAGUUGUUCAAGUGCUGCUGGAAGCAGGGAUGGAUGUGAGCUGUCAAACAGAAAAGGGGAGCGCACUUCAUGAAGCAGCUUUGUUUGGAAAGGUGGAUGUUGUUCGAGUUCUGUUGGAAACAGGAAUUGAUGCCAACAUAAAGGAUAGCUUAGGUAGAACUGUCUUAGACAUUCUGAAAGAACAUCCAUCUCAGAAAUCUCUCCAGAUUGCAACUCUCUUACAAGAAUAUUUAGAAGGUGUGGGAAGAUCAACAAUCCUUGAAGAGCAAGUACAGGAAGAUACCACACAGGAAACACAUAUUUCAUCUCCUGUUGAGUCUCCUUCCCAAAAGACCAAAAGUGAAACCGUGACUGGAGAAUUAUCAAAACUCUUGGAUGAAAUAAAGCUCUGUCAAGAAAAGGAUUAUUCUUUUGAAGAUUUGUGCCACACAAUAUCAGAUCACUACUUAGAUAAUUUGAGCAAGAUUUCAGAGGAAGAACUUGGGAAAAAUGGAAGCCAGAGUGUAAGAACUUCAUCUACAAUAAACUUGUCAUCAGGAGAAGUGGAAGAAGAAGAUGAUGAUGAAAACACUUGUGGGCCCUCAGGACUCUGGGAAGCAUUAACUCCUUGUAAUGGAUGUAGGAACCUUGGCUUCCCCAUUCUUGCACAGGAGUCCUAUCCAAAGAAGAGGAAUUACACUAUGGAAAUUGUACCAUCUGCUUCACUGGAUACAUUUCCUUCAGAAAAUGAGAACUUUCUAUGUGAUCUCAUGGACACAGCAGUUACAAAGAAACCUUGCUCCUUAGAAAUUGCAAGGGCCCCUUCUCCAAGAACUGAUAAUGCCUCUGAGGUAGCAAUUACUGCUCCAGGAACUAGUAACCAUAGAAACAGCUCCACAGGCCCAACACCCGACUGCUCACCUCCAUCCCCUGAUACCGCCCUCAAAAAUAUUGUAAAAGUUAUUCGACCACAGCCUAAACAACGAACAUCUAUUGUGUCUUCUCUGGAUUUUCAUCGAAUGAAUCACAACCAAGAAUAUUUCGAAAUCAACACAUCUACAGGGUGUACAAGCUUUACUUCCAGCCCUCCUGUUAGUCCACCCACCUCUUCUGUGGCAACCACAGAAGUCAAGAACGAGGGAACUGGCCAUACAGAUGAUCUCGCUCAACAGGAGGACAGUGAUCCCCCAAAAGAAUAUGAUCCGGGGCAAUUUGCAGGCCUUCUCCAUGGAUCCUCUCCAGCCUGUGAGUCCCCUGAAAAUCCAUUCCAUCUUUACGGGAAAAGAACUGAACGUGAAGAAGGACAAGAUGAAGUCAGUUUGGCAAAUAGUCCUUUGCCUUUGAAGCAGACUCCAGUAGAAAAUAACUCGGAACCUUUGGUAAAGAAAAUUAAGCCCAAAGUGGUCAGUAGAACAAUUUUUCACAAAAAAAACAACCAACUCGAGAACCACACCAUUGUUGGCACAAGAACAAGUAGGAGUGGCUCCCGGAAUGGGGACCAGUGGAUUGUGAACACGGGGGGAUUCGUGGAGAGAGCCUGUACCCUGGGGAGAAUCAGAUCAUUGCCGAAAGCCCUGAUCGACAUGCAUUUAUCCAAAAAUGUCUCUAAAUCAGAUUCUGAUCUCAUUGCCUACCCUUCAAGUGAGAAAACUUCAAGAGUUAACUGGAGUGAAUCUUCAAAUGCUGAACACAGUUCUAAAGGGAAUUCUGAAAGAACUCCAUCCUUCACUUCCGAGUGGGAAGAAAUUGACAAAAUAAUGAAUUCCAUAGAUGUUGGAAUUAACAGUGGACUUGAAGGAAUUAAUGGUGAGACCACAAGACCCCGAUGCCCUGUCCAAACAGUGGGACAAUGGUUGGAAAGCAUUGGGCUACCUCAGUACGAGAACCACCUGAUGGCUAAUGGAUUUGACAAUGUGCAGUUUAUGGGAAGCAAUGUUAUGGAAGAUCAGGAUUUGUUAGAAAUUGGAAUCCUUAAUUCUGGGCACAGACAAAGAAUUCUACAGGCAAUCCAGCUCCUUCCAAAGAUGAGACCCAUUGGCCAUGAUGGCUACCAUCCGACCUCCGUUGCCGAGUGGCUGGAUUCCAUUGAACUAGGUGACUACACCAAAGCCUUUCUAAUUAAUGGCUACACAUCGAUGGACCUGUUGAAAAAAAUCUGGGAGGUUGAACUUAUAAAUGUUUUAAAAAUCAGUUUGAUUGGCCACAGGAAACGUAUUUUGGCAUCUCUGGGAGACAGGCUGCACGACGAUCCACCGCAGAAGCCCCCCCGGUCCAUCACCCUCAGGGAACCCAGUGGUAAUCACACUCCUCCUCAGUUGUCUCCAUCACUUAGCCAAAGCACUUACACCACUGGUGGCUCCCUAGACGUUCCUCACAUUAUCAUGCAGGGCGAUGCAAGGAGGAGAAGAAAUGAAAACUACUUUGAUGAUAUUCCCCGAUCAAAACUGGAGAGGCAGAUGGCCCAGCAGUCGUCUGUCUGUGAGAUAUGGACGAAUCAGAACGCUGGAUUUCCUUUCUCAGCCAUCCAUCAGGUUCAUAAUACAGGAGACUGGGGAGAACCUUCCAUUACUUUGCGACCUCCAAAUGAAGCCACAGCCUCGACUCCAGUUCAGUACUGGCAGCACCACCCGGAAAAGCUCAUCUUCCAGUCGUGUGAUUACAAAGCUUUUUAUUUAGGUUCUAUGCUGAUAAAAGAGCUCAGGGGGACAGAAUCCACCCAAGAUGCUUGUGCAAAAAUGCGGGCUAACUGUCAGAAGUCUACAGAGCAAAUGAAGAAGGUCCCUACCAUUAUUCUUUCAGUCUCUUAUAAAGGAGUCAAAUUUAUUGAUGCAACAAAUAAGAACAUAAUUGCUGAGCAUGAAAUUCGUAAUAUCUCCUGUGCUGCCCAGGACCCGGAAGACCUCUCAACGUUUGCUUAUAUCACAAAAGAUUUGAAGUCCAAUCACCACUACUGCCACGUGUUUACUGCCUUCGAUGUGAAUUUAGCCUAUGAGAUCAUCCUAACGCUGGGACAGGCAUUUGAAGUCGCUUACCAGCUUGCGCUGCAAGCCAGGAAAGGGGGGCAUUCCUCCACCCUUCCAGAAAGCUUUGAAAACAAGCCCUCCAAGCCCAUCCCCAAGCCCCGAGUCAGCAUUCGCAAGUCCGUGCAGAUCGACCCAUCUGAGCAAAAGACUCUGGCCAACCUGCCGUGGAUUGUGGAGCCGGGACAAGAGGCCAAAAGGGGAAUAAAUACCAAGUAUGAAACCACAAUUUUCUGA